Messenger RNA from Marmota monax (woodchuck), 3793 nucleotides. Its product is annotated as broad substrate specificity ATP-binding cassette transporter ABCG2-like. The coding region runs from base 34 to 1176 and encodes 380 amino acids. The transcript is spliced from 10 exons. NCBI's taxonomy places the organism in Eukaryota, Metazoa, Chordata, Mammalia, Rodentia, Sciuridae. Gene Ontology annotation, molecular function: ABC-type transporter activity. Gene Ontology annotation, cellular component: plasma membrane. The record is from RefSeq and is a predicted model, not a curated record.
UCUAAAGGAGAAAGAAAAAGGACUAGUAUAGGAAUGGAGCUGGUCCUUGAUCCUCUCCUCUUGUUCCUGGAUAGGCCCACAACUGGCUUAGAUGGGAGAACAGCUAAUGAUGUCAUCAGACUCCUAAAAAGGAUUUCUGAGCAGGGACGCACGAUCAUCUUCUCCAUCCAUCUGCCUCGCUAUUCCAUCUUCCAGCUGUUUGACAGCCUCACCAUACCGGCCUCAGGAGAACUAAUGUAUCACGGUCCGGCCCAAAGGACUUUAGAGUACUUUGAGUCUGCAGGUUUUCCCUGUGAAUUCUACACUAAUCCUGCAGAAAUAUUCCUGGACUUCUUUCAUGGUGUAAUAAAGAGAGAGUCAGAAGAACAUGAAGCUAACAAGACUGAAAUGCCUUCAAAGACAGAUGAUUCACAGAUAAAAGAAUUAGCUAAUAAUUUUUCCAAGUCCACUUUCUACAAAGACAUAAAAACUGAACUGCAUGAAUUCAAAAGGGAUGAGAAUAAGAGGUGCUGGGUCAGGAAGGAGAUUCCUUAUGUCACCUCCUUUGGUCAUCAGCUUAUUAGCCUCACCAAGCGUUCAUUCCAAAGCUUUGUGGGUAAUCCCCAGCACUGGAUAAAUGAGAUAAUUGUCACAUUGGUUUUGGGACUGGUUACAGGCACCAUUAUCCUUUUGCUGAGAGAUGAUUGUACUGAAAUCCGAAAUAGAGCACUGAUGCUCUUCUUCCUGAUGGUCUACCUGUGUUGCAGAAGAACAGUGGCAGUGGAUCUCUUCAUGAUCCAGAAGAAGCGGUUUGUACAUGAGUCCAUCAGUGGGUAUUACAGAGUGUCAUCUUAUUUCUUUGGAAGUCUUUUGCUUGAUUUACUACUCGAGAUGAUAUUGACAAGUUUUAUAUUUAUUUAUACACUAUACUUUAUGGCCGGAUCAAAGCCACGGACGGAGACUUUCUUUGUCAUGACCUUUACCCUCCUUAUCUUUGGUUUUUCAUCCAUUUCCAUGACCCUGGCUCUAGCAGCAGGUUAUAGCAAAGUCUCUAUACAAGGAAAUGUUGUGGACACCUAUUUUACAUUUAUGCUGAUUCUUUCAGGUGUGUCUUUGUAUUUUGGAACCAGAAGAUCUCAGUUUCCCUGGCUUCAGUACUUCAGCAUUCCAUAUUAUGGCUUUAUGAUGUUCUGGUGAAGAAUUCUUGUUAAUGCAGGACAUGGAUAUCUCACCUUGGAGCUUGUGGAUGAAUCAUGUAGCUCUGUCCAUUCUGAUGAUUAUCUUUCUCAUAAUUGCCUACCUAAGAAUGUUAUACCUUAAAAGAAAUUCUUAAAUUUUACUUCCAUUUACUAUGAAUUAAUUUCACAUUUAAAAAGUACCUGGAUUGGCUGUCAGUAGUUAAUGAUUUUUUUAUUGUCUUCUAUUCAGUUCCAUCACACUGCUGAUCAGCAACAAUCAUCUUCAAUAGAAAAGAUCACAAAACAACAACAAACUGAAUUAUAUAUCCAAAAACCAAAGCCAAAAUCUGAUGGUAUUUCUUAGUGCAUAUUACUUUAUCUCCCUCAGACAAUAAGUGUUGGGAAGAAAUCCAGGCUAAUUUAUUGACCUGAAAAAGGAGAAUUGAUCUCUAGAAACUCAUGACAACUUUCUCUUAUCUCUGGCAUUAGGUUCCUCAUGUACAAAAUGAGUAGGCUGGCUAGUAGCCCUCCGGUUUUGAUAUUCUGUGACUCUACCAUUAAAUAUGAUCCCAUUAAAUAAAUAACUUGUGUAACUGUUGUAUUAAAAGUAUGAAACUUAAUUACUUUGAAAACAUAAUGAUAUUUCUAGGGUGAAACAGAUCCGUGAUGAUAAAAAAAAAAAAACAUGUCUUAAAUAAGAUAAUUUAGAUUGGUGGAACUUACAAUGCUAAUGGAAUUGUAAGAGUUCAGGAGUCUUAGCUGGGGUCUUGGGCUGCAGGUGGAGUUGAGGGCCAGGGUCAGGGGUUAUGGCUCUUGUGCCAUUUCUGGGACAUUCUGCCUCUGAAAUUUCACUUUGCCUCCUUGCAUGUCUCAGUGGUAUAUAAUCUGGCUACAUCAGAAUCUCUGAGGGCUUUGCUAAGACACAGAUGUCAGGUCCUGCCUUUCCCACUGAAGGAGCACCUGGAGAGCCGCCUCCAUGGAGAACUUGUCAGGGCUGAAUUUGGCCAUUUCUAAUGCUCUCUCAGCUCUGAAAAUGUUAUGCUUGUGGUUUAAUAACUUGGGUAUCUUUGCCUACACAAGAUCCCAUUCAAUGCUUGCAGAUUUAAUUUAUUUAUGUAUACUCAUUUCAUUCUUUACCUGUAAUAGAGAACUAUUUACCAGUACUGUGACUGUGUUUAAGAACUUCUCUUUUGUUGAAGGGCAGUGUAACAACAACAAAAAAAUACAAUUCAGUGAGUUACCAUAAAAUGAUGACACAUGUGCAGCCACCAGUCCAGGCCAAGAAGUAGAAUGUGACCUGACAGGAGAGUCCUGCAUGCACCUUCCUAAUCUCUGAUUCUUCCUCCUCUCUCUAUGGGUUGCUUUUGAAAUGAUUUAAGUAUAUUCCUCUCUGUUGCUAUUAUCAGAACAUCACUGCAGCUCAGGUUUGUAUUUUUUGUGGAAAGUUACAUGCUUAAUUCCCUCUUCCAUUUUUAAAAAGCUUUUAAAUGUUUAAAUAGCUUAUAUUUACAGAAAAGCUGCAAAGAGAGUGUGGAAAUCUGCCAUGUGCUCUUAGCCAAGAUUCAUUUAAUUUUAACUUUUUAUAUUUCAAGCUCCACCAGUCAAAGAUCAGAAAUUAACAUUGGGACAUCUUUGUGUUCAAAUUGCACAAUUGUUACAAAUCCCCCCCCCUUUUUUUUUUUUACUAAUGUUCAUUUAUUGUUCUAGGAUCAAAUUUUGGGUAUCACAUUGUGUCUAGAUCCCUCUUGCAGAAGAAAAUACAGGAAUGAAAAGAUCUAGGGACUCACCAAUGUAGAUGCCUGUUACUUUGGUUCUCUAGGAAUAUAACUGACCCAUCAUUGGGUGCUUUUCCAUGUUGCUGCAAUGUCAGUCUAAGGAGCUGACUUUAGAUGUUUAUCUUUACACUUUAAAGAAUACUGCUUUUUAUGACAUUUGAUUAAUGCAUCAAAUAAUAUCUGUUUUACCAAGUUUUAUGGAAAUGUCAAUGUCAAAUAAUUUUUUCUACUUUUGGUCAAAUUUUUCUGUAUCUGUGCUUACAGUUACCUACAUAUAUACAUCAUCACACAGAGAGAAAUAUAUAUGCAUAUUUAUACACAACAUAUAUCUGCCAGGUUAAAAAAUAGCUCAAAUUAACAAUAUCUUCUUUGGGAUUUAUUAGACAUUUAAUUGUUCCAUAUUUUAUUUAUUCUUUCCAUUAUAAUUUCCUUUUUAUAUACUUUUUAUUGAGUCAACAAACACAAAAUAAAAAUUACCAUCUUAUCAAACUUCUAAAUUGAGGAACAUUUAAAAAGUGUGAUAUUAUUUUUCUUAGGUUAAAAAAUAAAAUGUUAGUUGAUAGAAAUUUCUGUAAGAACACAUAUGUAUGCUUGUGUAAUUUGUUCUUAUUUCCUUGCAUGUCAGAAGUAAUCUAUAAAGGACGGGAACUGAUCUAUCAUGCAGGAAUAAAUGAAAUGUCAGUUGAUGUUUAUUCCCCAGUUACUCUUCUUUGGAUGCCAAUCAAGACUUCAAGAAGACUGCUGCUAUGAAAUGUUCCUCAGUGUGUUGAGGAGGGAGGGAAGAAGGGAAGAAAAUGUGGGUAAUGUAGAAAGGUGUUAAAGAGGUAAUAAAUAUAACACUUUCUCUGUUUUUGAAGUCAU